AUUUUUCUACCAACAUUGCGCUGGGAAAACAUUGACCAGGGACUCUCACAGGAGUGGCUCUUCACAACGACGGCCAACACAGAAGUUUUCUGGUGGGCAGGAACCAGGCCACUUACAACUUCCCCUGACUUUGUGUCGCAUUCUAGAAGGCCGUAGCGGCUCAGCGUCGGUUCAGCCAAUUGAAGCCACUUGCCUCACUGCCCUUUCUGAUCUCAACGGCAAAGUUGGACUCCGGAGUCUUCCACUCAACUUCUCAACACGCCUUUCGCCGGAAGCUGGAAAUUCUUUUCGUCUCGACUCGCCUGAGCCUCACCGCAGGUGACUGUAUCGGUCCCGAAAUCACAGUCCCUGAGGCAGCUGGGAGUACGUUGAAGUCUACGAACGAGCAAACAGCAAAGCACUACAGGGGAAGUUGGACGACAGACGAGAAAGAACAGGGAAAGGGGAUUGUUUGGGAGACGGUCGGAUAUAGGUUCUCGCGCCCACAUAAGGGAUGGGGCAGCCGAACGAGAGCCCCAACCCUUUCGGGAAAGCAUUCCCACAACCCUUGUUCCUGUCAUACGAAAACGAUCGUGGGUCAGCACCACCUUCGCAAGUUGCCUCCAACUACCUCGCACAGCAACAUGACUUUGCAGCAGGCCACAUGCCUUCGUUUGGGGGCAUGGCCGAAAUCGAAGAUAUCGACUCGCUCUUCAAUGACCUGGUGGAUGUGGGACGAUUCGAUGUGGGGCCGUUUAUGGGGAUUGGGGCAGAUGAACCUGUGAUGGUGGAGCUGGACGAAGAGCUUUCGGCCGUGGCGAAUGCAGAUUCAGCACAGCAGAGUUUGGUGGGCGGCACGCAGUUUGUGGAUCCUUACCAGGUGACUGUACACCAGUCGCAACAAACGGGAUUGGCGAACGUAAAGACGAAAACAGCUGCUCUGCGGAGGAAGCUCGAUGCAGCGAGGAAGACGGUCGAGGGGUGUCCGGUCAAUAGGGAGGAGACGCCACCAUUUUCGGCCCCAGCAGGACCUUCCACAGGGACAGGCCAGCCAUCCCACCCGAACGCAGGACCGUCUGGAGCUUCAGGGGCGCCACAACCGCAGCAACGAGGGACAGUGAAGCCGGGGAAGCGGAAUAGGAACGGGGAUAGGGAGAACAAGCGGCGGAAAGUAUGUCAAGCAUGCAUACAUUGCCGGAAAGCCCACAUGUCGUGUGACGAAGUCCGGCCAUGUCGGCGAUGCGUCAGAAGGGGAAUGGCUCACAUGUGCUUGGACGCACCACGGCAGCCUGUGAUCCCCAAGCCCGUCAUCACAUCCGCUGGACCGGUACCUAUCCUUCCCGCACCCAUGAAGGACGGAGACCAGAUAGUGCCGCUGCCGGCGACUUCUGGGCAAAUGCUGCAGCCGUUUACUCUCCCGCUGCCACCGCAGAUGUCGCUCGCGCAACAGGUCUCCUUCCUCAACAUGCUCACUGCGAAUGCGAACGCAAACGCAAAUGCGAGUGCGAGUGCGAUUCAGAACACCGGGUCAAACCAAUCUGAUCCGCAAAUCGGCAAUGCAUCGAUAACCGCCCCAACUCCACAUCCUACAUCACCAUCUCAGAACGUAAAUACAUCCGCACCCUUCCCCAAUGUCGUAUACCCGGACGCAUCCUACAUGAGCAUGUUGACCGCGACCCUCAGUCCUUGCUCACCCGCCCAAUCCGUCUCUCCCAAGACUCGACCAACGUCCGCUCAAAGCCCGGGCGUGGCCUCACCGUCGCAGACGCAUAGCCCGAUGCUGGAGAUCAAAUCGGAUCUCGCGUCAACGCCUACGUCAGUGCACCAGGAUUCGAUGCAGGGUGUUCGACAUUCCGCCAGUCCGGCACCACAACCAACUGCACAGCGCAGGCGGACUUCUGGACCAUCGCAUUCCUUCCUUCCCUCAGAACUCUUGGCAUUCGCACCGCAAUCGAGCACUGUGCCGUAUCCCUCUGCGCAAACUCCGGCGACGAUGCAUAUGGGCGAUCGACCUAUGAGCGCGUUUACUGUCGAUAAAAGUGCUGCGUCGUCGCCUGUUUUCGCCGUGAAGCAUUCAAUGUCGCCGCAUGUACAUCCCCAUUCUCCUUCGUCGAAUAUCGACACUGCUUUCCAACCGCAGCAAACGAUGCGAUCUCAACCUGGAGAGCAAGAAAAGCGGCAUCCCUCGGUUCCGCUACCGCAACCGAUGCCGACCGAAUGCGCCGAUUUCCAAACAAUGCUCCCUGUGCAACUCCAGAAACCCGAAUCCCUGUUUGCCAGCACGUCCGUCGGAUCGGAGUACGCCGCGCUGGCCGACCUUUGGGCAACCGUCAACCACGCCACGGCCACGGAGGAGAGCGAAAACCAAUCGAACAACGCGACCAACAGCCAGACAAAAGGCAACAGCAACUACACCUCCACCGCCCUCCACACCUGCACAAAAGAAGGCGAAAAUAAAUCCCGCUGCAACUCCUGCCCCUUCACCCUCCUCGAACGCUUCUACCUCACCGCCGCCGGCGACCAGCCCCCCUCCACCUCCCCAACAACCACAACAACCACCGCCGACCGCCUCACCCACAUCCUCUCCGCGAAACGCAAAGCAGGCCUCCUCACACCCUACGACUACAGCUCCGGCUACGCCCGCCUCGGGCACCACCUGACAACCCAAUGCUCCUCCACAUCCCGCCAACGCAUCCUCAACGUCGUCGCCUCCUUUCAAACCGGCCUCGCCCACCUCGCGCGAAACGUCACCGACACCGAGCUGUUACACCACGAAGACACUUUCGAACGACUGUUGUUGGAUUACGACGUCAUGUUUGGAAUCACCGGGAUCCCUGCGGCUAUCUGGCGUAGGACAGGCGAGAUUGUGCGUGCCAACCAAGCGUUUGCGGAGCUUGUUGGACUGGAUUUGAGGUUGUUGGUGAACGGGAUGGUGUGCGUUUAUGAGCUGAUGAAUGAGGAUUCCGGGGUGGGGUAUUGGGAACGGUUUGGGAGGGUUGCGUUUGAUGGGGAGGAGAAGGCGUGGAUGGGGACUUGUACGUUGAGGAAACGUGCGAAUCACAGGAAUGAGGUGGAGAAAUCGGUGAAGUGCGCGUAUAGCGUGACGGUUCGGAGGGAUACCGUUGGCGUGCCUCUCGUCUGCGCCGGCAACUUCCUGCCCGCCACGGCGCCGACGCCCACCCAACCGCCGCUUGUUAUACCCGCUUGGGUGCAACAGGGGAUGGCGGCUGGCAAGACCGUCGCUGGCGGGAGUAGAAGCAUGAAUCCCGCGAAUAAGGCGACGGGUGAAGGGCAGGUUGCGGCGAUUACGGCGGGGUUGGCGGCGUCGUCUGUGAACCCCAGGGAACCGGCUUAUGUAUAUAACUUAAAUUAAUCUCCAUAUACAUAGCUACGUACGGUGAAUGAAAAAAAC
This is a messenger RNA of Fimicolochytrium jonesii, 3391 nucleotides long. RefSeq lists its product as uncharacterized. The transcript has a single exon. The record is from RefSeq and is a predicted model, not a curated record. The coding region runs from base 494 to 3352 and encodes 952 amino acids. Gene Ontology annotation, cellular component: nucleus. Gene Ontology annotation, molecular function: zinc ion binding; DNA-binding transcription factor activity, RNA polymerase II-specific; RNA polymerase II transcription regulatory region sequence-specific DNA binding. NCBI's taxonomy places the organism in Eukaryota, Fungi, Chytridiomycota, Chytridiomycetes, Spizellomycetales, Powellomycetaceae. Gene Ontology annotation, biological process: regulation of DNA-templated transcription.